Messenger RNA from Peromyscus maniculatus bairdii (prairie deer mouse), 415 nucleotides. Lineage: Eukaryota; Metazoa; Chordata; Mammalia; Rodentia; Cricetidae. The record is from RefSeq and is a predicted model, not a curated record.
UGGUUACUAGGAGACAGGACGCUCGGGUCGGCCAUCUAGGCGCUGCGUGGGCGUGCGCCUGCGCGGCGCGGAUGGGCCAGGAAAAGGCCUCUCUGGUCGCAGCCCGGACAGGCGGGCCGGCGGCUGGCCACGUCGCUACGUGCUCGGGUGCGCGCGCACGAUUGGUGGUAGUCCCCCGCGAGAGGGCGUGUCGAGCCAGGUACGCGUGCGCACGGGGGCUGGGGGCGCGCCGGACGGAAGUGGAGCGGAGGCGCCGGGGAGGUGGAAGGAGAGCCCCCUUCAGGUUACCACCAAAGAACAUCAGUUUGGUCUCGGGGCUCCAGUUUCUGAAGCUGGAAAAAACCAGAAUACUCUCCAACUAGAACAAGAAGUGAGAACCCAAGAUAGAUUCAUCUCUACACUGAAAUUACAGGUU